Onychomys torridus (southern grasshopper mouse) is the source of this 15138-nucleotide messenger RNA. It is a transcript of the gene Abca13, whose product is annotated as ATP binding cassette subfamily A member 13. The record is from RefSeq and is a predicted model, not a curated record. Gene Ontology annotation, molecular function: ATP hydrolysis activity; ATP binding; lipid carrier activity. Gene Ontology annotation, cellular component: membrane; intracellular membrane-bounded organelle. Bases 1 to 15138 code for a protein of 5045 amino acids. The transcript is spliced from 63 exons. Gene Ontology annotation, biological process: transmembrane transport; lipid transport. Lineage: Eukaryota; Metazoa; Chordata; Mammalia; Rodentia; Cricetidae.
AUGGGGCACGCUGGACGCCAGUUCCAAGCCCUGUUCUGGAAGAACUGGCUUUGCAGACUGCGGCACCCAGUCCUCUCCCUUGCUGAAUUCUUCUGGCCAUGCAUCCUGUUCAUGAUUCUGACAGUGCUUCGUUUUCAAGAACCCCCCAGACACAGAGAUAACUGUUACUUGCAAGCCCGGGAUCUUCCCAGCCGGGGUGUUCUCCCUUUUGUUCAAGGACUUCUUUGCAAUACUGGCUCAAAUUGUAGGAACAUCAGCUUUGAGAGUUCCAUGGAUCACCAUUUUCGUUCGUCUAGGUUCCAAACUCCAACUGAUGACAGCAAGGUCAGUAGCCUGGCCUUUUUAAAAGAGAUACAGGACCUGGCUGAGGACAUUUUUGAAACAAUGGACAAAGCAAAGAGCUUACAAAAACUCUGGCUGAAAAGAUCUGAAACCCCAGGUUCCCCUGAUGGCUCCAGUUUUCUAACAAUGGAUCUCAAUAAAACUGAGGAUGUGAUAUCAAAAUUGGAAAUCCUCCACAAGCAACCUCAUAUUUGGGAAUUUCUACAUUCACUUCCCAGACUGCACACAACCAACGCUCACUUGGAAGACAGCCUGGGUGCCGUGACACACUUUCUCCAGGCAGGUUUGAAUUCAUUAACAUCUCUGGGAGAUUUGGAUUGGCUGCCACUGCACCAGAUGAUCCCCCAGGUUUCUAGACAUGUUCUGAACGUGACCAUCUCCACCCUGAGGUUUCUGCUGCAGCACAGAGUAGCUGUCAAUGAGUCUGUUUACCACCUGUCCCUGCAGAAUAUGGUGUGGGAUCCACAGAAAGUCCACUCUGAUCUCAAGUCUCAGUUUGGUUUCAAUGACCUUCAAAUAGAACAUAUCCUGAAUUAUUCAGCUGAUCUGAAGGAGAUUCCUACACACAGUUUCUUGGAGAGGAUGAUAUGCUCCAUCUUGUCCAACACUUCUGAGGAUGAAGCUGAGAGCAAGGGCUACCGGGCAGACUGUCAUCCCAAGUGGUCAGGAGUCAAGAACUAUAUUAUCCAUGCAGUCAGCUGGCUGACACUCUACAGACAGGUGUUUGACCAGUGGCAGCAGGGUCGUCUGCUGCAGAACCUACUUGCAGGUGUCAGCCACAGUCUGGCGGCCCUUAGGGAACAGUUUAAAGAGGGGAGUGAACCAUGGAAGGUGGUGGAAGUCCUGCACACUACCCUAAUCAUCCUGAGUGACAGCUUGGCAGCGGAUGGCCCCGGAGACAGCCAUCUGCUUCCACAGAUAUUCCAGCAUCUGGGCAAGUUGCAGCGUGUGGUGACAGACCUGUUCCCGUGGCCAGUUCUGAAGAGAUUGCCCCUGCUGGAUACUGUUCUCAGGAAUGUGGUCGCCCGGGAUUUGCGUUUUGUUCAAGGAGUCCUCAGUUACCUGGAGAUGUCAGCAAUGGAUUUUAUACCUGGUGAUCCUGACAGCUGGAGACUAGAAAAGGAUGCAUUCUUUUGGGGGCUAAAGCAGCUGUUGACAAAGAAUGCUUCUGCCACUUGCCUGAAUGGAUGCUUGUCCCAGGAGGUGGCCCUCCCCACUGGGAAUGCCAGCAUCUGGAGGAGUCUCUGGGGAGUGCUAUGUCACAUCCCCUCCUUCAAUGAGACCAGUGUUUUAAAGGAGCUGCUUCUCGCAGUGAAGGAUGCUGGUCAUAGUUUGCAAGAAGUCAUUGCAGGACAUACAGAUGGACCAGUUUCCGAACAUGAUGGGCAUUUAGGCUGGCAAGAUCUUGGGACACAGCUGUCAGAAGUGAACUUUACCUGUUCUCAGACCUUCAAGCUGCCAGGAGCUGCUGCCUCACCUGAGAAUGGUAUCUCUCCUGGUGGCUGUGAGUACCAGCUUGUCUCCACAGUGAUGUCUCACAUCCUUGAGGAAGCACAAGGAUCCCUGCAGCAAGGGUUGUACUGGCAAAUCUUCUCAGGGAUCACAAGGAAGACAUGUGAAUUGGCUCGAUAUGUGAACAUGCAUGGAAGUUUCCAGAAGAGUGGUUUACAUUCUUUAUCUGAGGACUAUCCUUGUUAUACACAAAGCAUGGAUUGGAAAGUCAUCAUUGAUAAUUAUUUUGUAUUUUUCAAUAAUGUUAUGAAGUCCCCACUAACUUCCAUAGCCAGGGUCUUAAAUUUCACAAAGCACCUUUUAGUGGUGGACAAGAAUUUGCACACCCUUGAAAAUGAACAGAUGAACACUUUUUUGUCUUUUGUGGAGUUUUGGGAGGAAUUAUUAUCCAAGCCUUCUGGCUCAUUCACUGGUCCUGAAUUUCAUAAUCUCUUUUCUCUCACCGAGCUUGUUCUGAAUAGAAGUGUUAUGUGGAUAAAUCACUUAAAAAGUUUAGAGAGAGACCCAUAUGAUGGUAAUGCUCAGAAGCUUCUGGAAUUUGAUAAACUGGUCAUUGAAAAAAUUCAAAGUCUUAAAAACCAUUCUAUGAGAAGGGAAUCAAAAAAUAUUUUGAGAUUCAUAGAAUUAAUACUUCUUGAAAUUAAUCCAGAUCUACGAGAAUUCUGGCACAACAGCAUUUCACAAGAAGAAAGAGCUGAAUUUGAAAACUCACCUGCACUUGGAAAUUUUUCUGUUCCAGAAUAUGAGAAGAUUCUUAGCAACAGUUUUAAUUUCUCCCAGGUGUUCCAUUCUGGUUGGCCCAAAUCACCAGCUGUGAACACAGACUUUAUACAUUUAAGCAAGACUAUACUACACAAUCUCUAUGAAUUUAGCAUUCUGACACAGGAACAAGUCUCUAUAGCUCUGGAUACCAUCUAUGCUCUGCAGAAUGCAUCUGAGCUUUUCUCAGGCCUUUCUGAGCUCCAAAAACAAGAACUGGAUAGAAUUUUGACUCGUAUAAAUGUCUUCAAAGACAGAGAUGCAGUUAUACUUCUGCAGACCUAUUCUUCAUUUUGUCAAUAUUUUCAUAAAUUCUUGAGCAUUCAGAAUAGAGAGUCCCUGAUAAUUUAUCUUACUCAAAUCUCUGGACACCUUUUGGAUCUCAUAAAGCAGUUUAAUAUCCAAAGCAUCAGUGAAGCACUUUUGCUUUUAUCGGAGACAACAAAGGCUCUUGGGACAAUAUCUGAAGUAUCUCACUGUCAGCAAUUACUUUCAAUUUUAAACUUUUUAGAGCUUCAAGCCCAGUCCCUGAUGUCUGCUGAGGGCCUGGCACCAGGAGUGAUUCAUGCUAGUUUGACAGGCCUCAGGCAGCUGUUUGCAGCAGAUGAAGGCUUCCGUGUUUCUUUACUUCAGUAUGUCAAUCAGUUCUUUAAUGGUUCGGCAGAAACCCUAUUGCUGAGUGAAUGCUUUAUUCUGGAAGAUGCAACCACUUCUUCUGUGAAUUAUUCAGGAGAUGAGGAAUCUUUACUUCCAUUGACACAAUUUUUUUCAAACCUCUCAGUUAAUGGCAGUGUGCUCAGUGAGUUUACGGCCAUUCAUUGUACCCUUGCAUGGAUUCAGACAUGGACUGAGAUCUGGGGAAACAUUUCUCAAAUAUUUAAACUUGACCUGAAUAUUUUCACUUCGCUUCAUGUUGGUAUCAUUCAGCUUUUGGAUGAACUGGAAAAUGAUGGGAACAUUUCUAGAAACUGCCAAGGAAUAGUUCCCACUUAUCAUACUGCUAGACACAUACUAAACUUAUUUAAAAAUGUAACUCAGGAGAAUGGCUUUCAUGACUGGGAUGGCCUUCUGGACCUCAGGGAUCUUUGGGUAGCGUUAGAUAAUGAAUUAGCCGUGGUACAAACAUUUAACCUGGACCAAGCAGAGAAAUCCUUUGUCACCAUGGAAAGCUCCCUGCACCAGCUGAAGACAUUUCCAACGAAAACAAAUGCAAGCAGGGAGUUUUUAUAUUCCCUCUUUGAUGUUUUCAUUGACUUGAGCAAAGCCUCAGACUAUGUGGAUAGAAACAUGCAUCUGAUCAAUAACUUUCUUUCAAAUGAUCUCACAGAUCACAGAGACAAAUUUGCAAGUGCUGUCACUGAGCUGAGAGAAACAACAUUAUUUCUUAGGAAUGUAUCACAGGAUAGAACUUUAUUGUCAUGUGCUGAUAUUUUCCAGAGUGUCACUGGGUUGAUUUCUGAAGAUAAUUUAUUACCUGGGAACACUUCUAAGAAGCCAGCACAUAUUCUGGCCAUGUUAAGUUCCAUUUUUUCAUCCACAAACACAAGUAGCAGUCUGGAAGGGUGCCUUGCAUGGAUACCUGUCAUAAACCAUAUGUGUAUGAUGUAUAACUCAAGUUCUUUACCCAGCCAUCUUCACAGCACUUUGGGGAGCUUUAAGGAUAUGGAGAACAAAAUGAACUCUGCAUUGAAAAUUUUAACUUGGGUCCUAAAUAAGAAGAUACCCAUUUGUCCAUUGAAUGAGUCAAAUCUAGAUUGUGUGAAUAUUUACCUGAAAGACAUAACUGAGUUUCUAAAUAUUAUAGUUACCACAGGCUUAGGAGAAGAGAAGGUCCCCAAAUUUGAGAUUUUACUAGCUCUCUUCAAUGAUUCCACAAAGCAGGUAAAUAUGAUCAUCACCAAUUUAACAAAAGACUUCGAAUUUGCAUCUCAAUCUGACUGGAAGCGCUUCAAGGACUUACUUCUGAGACCCAUAGAAAUAGCAGAUGACAUUCCUGAUCAGUUUCAGAAUAUUUGGCAGCACAUCAUCGCAUUGGGGAAGGAAAUGCAGAAACUUUUAAAAGGUAUUUUCCAAAGAGUCCUCGGAAAUAAUUCCUCUUCUAACACCGAAACGGUAUUUAGUGUAUUAUCUACCAGUCCAAAGGAAAGAGAUAUAAGCCGCUUAGGCAAUUCAAUUUACCACUUAGCUAAUUACUUUGCUCUCCACUUAACUCAUGAUCUUCAGAAUUCAUCAGAAAUCGUCCCGCAUGACAUAUUGAAGGCUGUGGGUCUUGGAAUUCAACUGACAAGGGAUGUGUUCAACUCCUUAAUGCCUGCUGUCCGUUUCAAUAUUCCACAAAAUUCAGAUCAUGCUCAAGUUUUAAAGAAAGUGACAUCUCUCAUGCAUUCUCUCAAGAAGGCAGACAUAGAGCUCUUAGUAGGCCAGCUGGGUGACAUCAGUGAAAACCUAAGGAGCUUCUUUAAGAAUCUCAGCAGAUCAGGAGUCGACAAUUUAGGGGUCAAUAUGCUUGUUGGCUUAGUGGAAAAAUUUGUAGACAGCUCCCACUCAUGGAGUGUUGAUCACCUGCUGCGUCUCUCCCGUCUGCUUCCGAAGGAAGUGGUGAGUGCUGUGUUGGAUGUAUAUUAUACUCUUCCCCACAUGGUGGAGCUCCUGCAGAGAGUCACAGAUAAAAACAUCACAGAAAGCCUCAGGGAUAUCUAUAACUUCACACUUCUUCAUGGAAUAACCAUGCUCAAUACCACCAAGGAAGACUUUGCCGAUGUGAUUAAAACUCUUCUGGAUACAGUUGAGUUAGUAUCAGAUGAGCCAGGUGUGAUUUCAGAGGCUUUAAUGUGCCUUCCCAGGGUUUGGUGUUCAAAGCACACAGCUUCCAGGCUUGGGGAAAACCUUAAGGUAGAAGACUGUAAUGUCCAGGGUCACAUGCCUUCUUCCUUUUACCAUAUGGCAACCAGUAUACUGGACCUUCUUCAUCUGCCACGCCCAACUGAUUCACAGUGCAUGGAUGAAAACUCUGGAGUGGAAAUAACCAGGAAAGUGGUCUGUGCAAUGCAUGCGGUAGCAGACUGGAAUUCCAUUCUCUCAGAGCUGUUGGAGAUUUUCCGUAUUAAAAAUGUUUUUGUGAGAACUCUGCAGGAACUUUGGCAUAAGGUGCUACCCUUCAUGUCCCCUUCUGGGAAUCAAGGUAAUGACAGCAUCCCAGAACUCUGUCCUAGUGGUACCAUAAAGCAAGAUGCCUUGCAAAUUGUAGAAACACUAAAAUAUGCAAAUUUUACAAAAUUUUUACUGGAUGAAAACAUGCUGGACAAACUAGGUCAUUUAGACAAGAUUCUUAACAUUACUGAAGGCACAGAGACAUCUCCCCAAAGUAAUGUUUACUUAAAUUUGGAGAGAUUAUUCAAAUUGAUUUCUGCUGUUUGGAGUUUAAGAAAUAGUACUCAUUAUCUAUUCUCACCAAUCACAGACUUUCUGAAUGCAAAUCGUACAGACAAGAGCCCAGACUCAUUAUCAAGUUUAAUUAAAAAUGAUACAACAACUAACAACUUUGAAGAACUAUGGUUUGACUUUAAACAAACCAUCAAAGACCCAACCAAUAACUUGAGUCUAGGACAACUACUUUCUGAUAUUAACAAAAAGAUCCAAGGCAUAGCUCUUCAAAACACAACUGUGCAACUUCCUCAACUUCUUGAAAUCCUAGAUUCAUCAUGGUUGAAGAUUUCAGAAAUUACUGAAGGCUUUCUAUUUGUCAUAAAACAUUGGCUCCAAGAAUAUGAAAAUGAGAAUUACUUUAGGCUAAUGCAAAGACUAUUCAAUGCCAUGGCCAGUCGGAAUUCAACUGAUGUAACUAUGUUGGCCAGAGAUCUUACUACGUAUUUGGGGUAUCUCAGAAACAGUACCAGAGAAGGGAAUUUUGAUGUUGGCAUUCUCACCCAUAUGCUAAAUCAUGAGCAGCUACCUGACUUCUCAACUGUUCAGUUGCUUCUUGAAAGCAUUGUGAUGGAUUUAGCAGGUGACUUUGCUGAGCGUUCUCAGGGAUCAACUCCGAGUUUUAGUGGUACUGACCUUCACAUAAUGGACUUCAUUAAUCUCAUCUUGAACCACACACAGUCCACAAAUGGGGGAGAAAGUACAGGAAGCACAGAGGAUUUCCUGAAGCAGCUUGUGGAGACAUUCCUCUCCUCUUUGCUAAAUGGAAUGCCUGAAAAUAAAAUAUCACUUCUGCUAAAAGACUUCCAUAGGGACUUCAUUGCAGAGAUGAGUUUUGUCCCCAGAGAUAAAAUUCUCGAAAUUCUGAAACUGGAUUCAUUCCUUACCUGGAUGAAUGAAGACCCAAUGGUGAGCAUUUUCUCAAGCUUCAGGACUCUGUAUCAACUGAUUAAGAACGCAUUUUCAUUAGACAACAGAGAACUCUCUGGAGUCCUGAAAGGUAUAUCUCACACCCAUCCAGGGGAGCCCAGGGUGAACAGUGACACUGAAGACCACAUGGACUUCUUUACAGUAGUGACUCAGCUUCUCUCCCAGGCCAAGCAUUCUGAGGACCUCUCCAAAUUCAACCAAAAUCUCACAUCCAUUCUCCACCUCGUAAGAGAAAGUUCUGCAGAAAUGGCUAGUAUUAUGGACAUUCUCUUACACUCACCUACUCAGCUCUGCCCCUCCUCCUUUCCUGUACUCCACCACACUGUGGUUGCUAAGCUAACUGACCUGUUUUCUGUUGUAAAUAGUUCAUUCCCUCUGAGAAACAGAGAAACACUAGAAUCAACUAUGAGGUUAUUUGGUGCCAUUUCCUCAGUUGGUGAAGAAAGUCACGUUCUGGAGUCUGCCUUAGAAAUAUCUAGAACUCUAACGAUGCUGGUGACUAACACUGCUGAACUGGGUGAUCUCACCUUAUCAGUGGACUCCAUGGUGAGAAUUCUCAAUCUAGCCAAAAAGGUUUCAAGAAAGAUGGCUUCAAUGUUGGGAGUGCUCUCCUUCUCUAGUACAGAGGACUCCUGGAAAUUCUUUGACACUUUGUAUUCCAUCAUGCUACAAAGUUUUCAACAUCAUGUGAGACACAUAACUACUUUGAAAAAAGUAGAUCCUUUCAUAUUUGAAAAGACAAAGGAUUUGUUGAUGCCAUUUCUUGACUUGGCCUUUGGGAUGAUUAGAGUCACACCUAACAUAUCACAGGACUCUGAUAUUUUCAGCACAUCAUCUAGUGUCCUUUUGUUUGUCAACCAAUCCAAAGAUUUUUCUGAGAUUUUGGAAGAAAUGGCUGAAAAUUUAAUUUCUACAAAAAUCAGGUUGAGAGAUUUGGAGCAUCUUGUGGUGGUGAUUAAAAACAGCACUCAAAAUUUUUCUACUGAGGCUGUUAACUUAUGGGAAGAGAUUCUGGAUUGCUUAGUCCCUCUAAAUAACAUCACUGACCAAAUAGACUUCUUGAGGUUUUAUGAGCUUUCUUCUACCAGUCAUCCUCAGGGGCCGAGACUGGAGGGAAGUCAGGAAGCGAUCCGUUUGUUGGAUGGAAUGCUAACAGAUAACAGCUCAGAAAGAGAGACUUCCUUGAAAAUGGUGAUUGACCUCACCUUAAAAGCUCUUGCGAAUGGCUUAAAAGAAGAUAACUGGGAAAUUUUUAAUCUCCUCUUGACAUUUGCCCAGCACCCAAAUGACCUUUUAAAAACCAUAGAAUCAGUUGUAGAGACCUCUAGCAGAAUUCACAAUGACUAUGGAGAUGAUUUAAACCAAGAUUUAAUUUCCAACCUGUCAUUGAUCCAGAACACCACUCGCUAUCAGCUUGCAAAGGCAGUCCUGAUUGGUCUCAGCAGAAUAGUCCUCUCAAGGGAAGGGCUGCUUCCAAAUCGCGCCCAGUGGACACGCUUCACAUACACUUUGUUUCACCCAGAUGACAAGAGUUUUCCUAAUUCAGCCACUGGUCAGAAUGUUACAUCUGCAAAGGAUGGGAGGACCAAGGAAGAAAUGAUGGUAAUUCCUCAUGGCUCUGAACCAAUGUCACACUUCCAGAAAUUCCUGAAGGCAUUAUUUGUAUUGAUUGAACACUGGCAGAGAGUCCCACAAGCUGAUCAAAGUGUUUCUGAGAUGUGUCAAGUUUUCCGGCAGCUGGAGAAGCCCUCGGAAGCUGUGGAGAUGCUGCACAGAGUGGAGAUGAUGGCUCUGCGUGUGCUCAUCAUCUUUGCAGAAAACCCUUCCCUGACUAAGGACAUUCUGUGUGCUAUGCUGAGUUGCAAAGGAGAUGGGAUGAGGCCUCUAAUUUUAUCUGCUCUUCGAGGAGUCACUCUAGUACAUCACCACUACCAGGAAAUCAGAAAGAUAUGGUCCUCACCAGAUCAGCUGGACUGUGAACGGCUUAGCAGGGCUCUUUUCAGUGCCUUGGAAGGCUUCAAAAGCAGCUUGGAAAAUGCUUCUAGCCAGGGCUGCACAUGCCAGCCCCUGGUGGGAACAGUUCAGCACCACAUGCACAGGUUGAUCAAAAGUCUCAAGGAGACUUGGAUGACAAAGAUUCCUGUUAUGAUGUUUCUUAGCAAUUUCACAGUCACAGAGGAUGUAAAAAUAAAGGAUUUGAUGAAGAACAUCACCAAAUUAACCGAGGACCUUCGCUCCUCCUUCCACAUCUCAGAUGAGACCAUCCACAGCAUCCUAGAAGCCAACAUUUCCCAUUCAAAGCUUCUCUCCAGUGUCCUCACUGGAGCUUUGUCUGGAAAGUGUGAUGAAGAAAUUCUUCAUCUCCUGCUGACAUUUCCUGAGAGUGAGAAAUCAUGGUUUGCUACAAGGGAACUCUGCAGCCUGCCUGGAUCUCAAGUAUUCUCUCUGCUCGUGGUGAUGGGCCAGAACCUGAACCUGAGGAACUUCAUUUACAAAACUCUGAUACCCUCUGAAGCAAAUGGCUUGCUCUACUCCCUGUUGGAUGUCAUUUCCAGCCUCAGCUCCAUCCUUGCCAGAGCCCAGCAUGCCCUUGAACACCUCUCUGAAUUUCUUCACACAUUUAAAAUCACCGCCUUGCUAGACAUGCCAGACUUCCAACAGGUGUCACAGAAAGACCAAGCCAGAAGUUCAUCUUUUGCCUCUUUCCAGUCUGUGAUGAAGCUUCUCUGUAAGGACCAGCAGUCUUUCCUCAGCAGCUCUAACAUGUUCGUUAAUUUACCCAGAGUUAAUGAACUCUUGGAGGACGAGAAAGAGAAGUUCAACAUUCCUCAUGACUCAACACCAUUCUGUCUGAAGCUUUAUCAGGAAAUUCUACAGUCUCCAAAUGGUGCACUGGUAUGGUCUUUCCUAAAACCUGUAUUACAUGGAAAAAUACUGUAUACACCAAACUCUCCAGCGAUCAAUGAGGUCAUUCAAAAGGCUAAUUAUACAUUUUACUUUGUGGAUAAGAUAAAAAACUUAUCAGAAACACUUCUGAAGAUGUUCAGCCUUUUCCAGGGGAGUGGAAAUGGCCAAAUGUUCAACCAGUUGCAGGAUGCCCUGAGAAACAAAUUUAUAAGAAACUUUGUAGUGAGCCAGUUGCAUGUUGACGUGGACAAGCUUUCUGAAGAUCUGCACACAUAUGGACGGAUGCUGGACAAGAUGUUUAGCCAUGGGGGGGCUGGACACUUCCAGUUCUUGGGCGGUAUCGUGGCCAACCUCUCUUCCUGUGUGCUGUUGGACCGAUUCCAGGCAGUGGAGGCUGUUGACACCCUGGAGACCACUGCGCAUGAACUCAUGCAGCAGAACAGUUUCUUGGCCAGUGUCAUAUUCAACAGUUCCUUGGGACACAGACACAUCAGAUCAGCACGUCACAAAUUGCCACCCCAUGUCACAUAUACAAUCCGGACCAACGUCUUAUACAGCAUGAGGACAGACAUGAUAAAAAAUCCUUCCUGGAAGUUUCAUCCUCAGAGUCUACCAGCUGAUGGGUUCAAAUAUAACUACAUUUUUGUCCCUCUACAAGACAUAAUUGAGAGAGCCAUCAUUGCAGUACAGACUGGGCAGGAAGCCCCGGAGCCAACAACACAGGCGCAGGCAGCUCCCUACCCAUGCCACACCAGUGACUUGUUCCUGAACAACGUUGGCUUUUUUUUCCCACUGAUUAUGAUGUUGACAUGGAUGGUGUCUGUGGCCAGCAUGGUCCGGAAGCUGGUUUAUGAGCGAGAGAUCCAGAUAGAAGAGUACAUGCGGAUGAUGGGGCUGCAUCCGGUCAUUCACUUCCUGUCCUGGUUCCUGGAGAACAUGGCCACAUUAGCUCUGAGCAGCGCUGCUCUGGCUGCCAUUCUGAAGAUGAGUGGCAUUUUCAUGCAUAGUGAUGCUUUCAUCAUUUUUCUUUUCUUGCUGGACUUUGGAGUGUCAGCUGUCAUGCUGAGCUAUUUCUUAAGUGUGUUUUUCAACCAAGCAAACACAGCAGCCCUGUGUACCAGUUUGGGGUACAUGAUCAGCUUCUUGCCCUACGUCGUUCUGUUAGUCCUACACAACCAACUCAGCUGUGCCAUUCAGACCCUUCUGUGCUUGCUCUCAACCACAGCCUUUGGACAAGGAGUCUUUUUCAUUACAUUUCUGGAAGGACAGGAGGAAGGGAUCCAGUGGAGUAACAUGUACCGAGCUCCAGAGCCAGGGGGCAUGACAUUUGGCUGGGUAUGCUGGAUGAUUCUAUUUGAUUCAAUCCUUUAUUUUCUCUGUGGAUGGUAUUUCAGCAAUUUGGUCCCUGGAACUCUUGGUUUAGGGAAACGGUGGUAUUUCCCCUUCACUGCAUCCUAUUGGAAAAGUGUGUGUGGUUUGAUGGAGAAGCGGCGGCGCUCUCUGAGUUCUGGUCUAUUCUUCUUCAACGAGGACUUUGGCAACAAAGGCUUCUCACAGCAAAAUGGCCCAGGAGAGCUGGAAGGUACUUCAGGAGUGGCUCUAAUGUCUGUGACCAAGGAAUAUGAAGGCCACAAGGUGGCUGUCCAAGAACUCACCCUCACCUUCCACAGAGACCAGAUCACAGCACUGCUGGGAACCAAUGGUGCAGGGAAAACAACCAUCAUAUCCAUGUUGAUGGGGCUCUACCCUCCGACUUCUGGAACCAUCAUCAUAAAUGGCAAGAACCUGCAGACAGAUAUGUCCAAGGUCAGAGAGGAGCUGGGAGUGUGUCCACAGCAGGAUGUUCUUCUGGACAACCUCACUGUGCGGGAGCACCUAGUGCUCUUUGCCUCCAUUAAAGCACCUUGGUGGACCAAGAAGGAGCUACAGCAGCAAGUCAUCAAAACUCUCGAUGAAGUAGAGCUAACUCAGCAUCAGCACAAGCCAGCUCGAGUUCUGUCUGGAGGCAUGAAGAGGAAACUCUCCAUUGGCAUUGCUUUCAUGGGCAUGUCAAAGACAGUGGUUCUGGAUGAGCCAAGCAGUGGAGUGGACCCUUGCUCCCGUCGCAGCCUUUGGGACAUUCUACUCAAGUACCGGGAAGGUCGUACAAUCAUCUUCACUACCCACCACCUGGAUGAAGCUGAGAUGCUCAGUGACCACGUGGCUGUUCUCCAGCAAGGGAGGCUCAGAUGCUAUGCUCCUCCUGCAAGCCUGAAGGAGACCUAUGGCCAAGGACUCACCCUGACACUUACCAAACAGCCUUCUGUCCUAGAAACCCAGGAGCCCAAGGAUGUGGCUCGUGUUACAUCCUUGAUACAGGUCUAUAUUCCACAAGCAUUCCUGAAAGAUAGCAGCGGAGGUGAGCUGACCUACACCAUCCCUAAGGAUGCAGACAAGACCUGCUUCAAGGGGCUUUGCCAGGCCCUGGAUCAGAACUUACAGCACCUACACCUGACGGGGUAUGGCAUCUCAGACACCACCUUGGAAGAGGUGUUUUUGAUGCUUUUGCAAGAUACCAACAAAAAGUCUCACAUCACUCCAGAAACCAAAUUAGAACCGCAGAAUGAGAGACCUGCUGGACCUCAGCACUGUGUCUCUUCUGGGAGGACCCCACCUGUAUGGACCUUGUCCGAGCCCAUGGAGGGUUUCCAGCUGCUUCUGGGACAGGCCAUGGCACUCCUGAGGAAGCGGCUACUGCAUACACUAAGAGCCCGGAAAAGCACCGCCUCAGACCUGCUAUUGCCGGUGCUCUUUGUGGCCUUGGCCAUGGGCUUGUUCAUGGUACAGCCUCUGGCUACCACAUACCCUCCUCUCAAACUGACACCUGGACACUAUGAGACUGCAGAGACUUAUUUUUUCAGCAGUGGGAGCCAUGGCGUGGAUCUCACCCAGGUGCUUCUUCGAAAGUUUGGAGAUAAGGAUCCUCUUUGUGCUGAUGGUCAGCUGAGAAAUUCUUCAGGCUGGCACAGAGACCCUUAUUCUGUCCCAGAAUUCCAGAAGUCAUGUGGCUGCCGGAAGUGUUACAGUAAAAACGCUGAGGCCCCCUAUCUCACCAACUGCCUGGGACACACGCUGCUCAACCUCUCAGGCUAUGACGUGGAAGAGUACUUGCUGGUGCCCUCUGCAAAACCAAGGCUUGGAGGUUGGUCUUUUGGAGUACAAAUUCCCAAUGAAGUUGAAGAUGUAAAGACAAACACAUCAAAACAAAGAACUUUGGCAAAGGUGUGGUAUAACCAGAAGGGGUUCCAUUCUCUACCAUCCUACCUCAAUCAUCUGAAUAACCUAAUCUUAUGGCAGCACUUACCCCCUGAUACUGUGGACUGGAGACAAUACGGAAUAACACUGUACAGCCACCCGUAUGGAGGGGCCCUGCUGAAUGAAGACAAGAUCCUGGAGAGCAUCCGCCAGUGUGGUGUCGCCCUCUGCAUUGUCCUGGGAUUCUCCAUCUUGUCAGCAUCGAUUGGUAGCUCUGUCGUGAGAGACAGGGUGACUGGAGCUAAAAGGUUGCAGCAUAUAAGUGGCCUUGGAUAUCGGACAUAUUGGCUAAUUAACUUCUUGUAUGACAUGCUUGUUUACUUGGUUUCCGUCUGCCUGUGUGUCUCCGUUAUAGUCGCCUUCCAGUUAACAGCUUUCACUUUCCGGGAGAACUUGGUGGCCACAGCCCUCCUGCUGGCACUUUUUGGAUAUGCAAUGAUUCCAUGGAUGUAUCUGAUAUCCAGAAUCUUUUCCAGUUCAGAUGUUGCCUUCAUCUCCUACAUCUCCUUGAACUUCAUCUUUGGCUUGUGUACCAUGCUGAUGACCACCAUGCCCAGGCUCUUGGCCAUCAUUUCUAAAGCCCAGAAUUUGCAGAAAAUCUACGAUGUCCUCAAGUGGGUUUUUACUAUUUUUCCUCAAUUCUGCCUGGGUCAAGGGCUCAUAGAACUCUGUUAUAAUCAGAUCAAAUAUGACCUGACUCACAACUUUGGCAUUGAUUCUUAUGUGAGUCCUUUUGAGAUGAAUUUCUUGGGCUGGAUCUUCAUGGAGUUGGCCUUACAGGGCACAAUUCUUCUCUUCCUGAGGAUUCUGUUACAUGGAGACCUUCUGCGAUGGCCAAGGGUCUACUCUGCCCCACAGGACAUUGUCAAGUCUGCUAAGGACAUAGAUGUUGAAAAGGAACAAAGGAGGGUACUUGAAGGAAGAACUGGCGGGGACAUUCUUGUGUUGUGCAACCUCAGUAAAAGUUACAGAAGCGUUUUCAGGAGGAAGACCACUGCUGUGCAUGGCGUUAGUCUGGGCAUACCACGAGGCGAGUGCUUUGGGCUCCUUGGGGUGAACGGCGCUGGAAAGAGCACAACAUUCAAAAUUCUGAAUGGUGAAAUUCCACCGAGUUCAGGAUAUGCCGUCAUCAGAACUUCACAGGGAGACAUGGUGGAUCUGACUUCUGCUGGCAAAGUGGGCAUCCUCUUUGGCUACUGUCCACAGCAGGAUGCCCUGGAUGAGCUCCUGACUGGCUGGGAACAUCUCCAAUACUACUGCAGCCUUCGUGGGAUUCCAAAGCAGUACAUUCCAGAGGUGGCUACAGAUCUGGUAAGGCGCCUACAUCUCGAACCUCAUGCAGACAAACCUGUGGCCACAUACAGUGGGGGCACCAGACGGAAGCUCUCCACUGCCCUGGCCUUGGUGGGGAAGCCUGACAUUCUUUUGUUGGAUGAGCCCAGCUCUGGAAUGGAUCCCUGCUCUAAGCGGUACCUGUGGCAAACAAUAUCACAGGAGGUUCGGGAUGGUUGUGCUGCGGUGCUGACCUCUCACAGCAUGGAAGAAUGCGAGGCUCUGUGUACCAGGCUAGCCAUCAUGGUGGACGGCAGCUUCAGGUGUCUUGGCCCCCCUCAGCACAUCAAGAACAGGUUUGGUGAUGGUUAUACAGUCAAAGUUUGGCUCCACAAAGAAGGAAGUCAACCUAGUGCCAUUUCUGACUGCUUGAAGCUCCAUUUCCCAGGAAUCCAGUUUAAGGGGCAGCGCCUUAAUUUGCUAGAAUAUCAUGUACAAAAAAGUUGGGAGUGUCUAGCUGACUUGUUCAAAGUUCUAGAGAACAACAAGAGUGUCCUGAAUAUCAAGCAUUACUCCAUCAGCCAGACCACUCUGGAGCAGGUUUUUGUUAAUUUUGCCACCGAACAGCUGCAAAUUCCACAUGUUCCUGUUGAUCCACCAUCCACUGAUGGUCACCAUCUGUACCAUUCACGUAUCUAG